CCCAGUGAGACGCACUCAAUCGAAGGCGUCUAGCCGCGAAGGUGCAAUCCCAGCGUCGUUUCUUUUCUGCACUGAUUCCCUUCAAGCGGAUCCUCCAGCCCGCCAAUGAGUCAGAUCUAUCCCUUCCUGUCCUUGAUCGCGUCUGUGGACGAAGGCCAAGAACGCCAAGAGACGAGUAGCCAACAAGCUCAGAAAGAAGCCGGCACCCAUGGGUGAUCACAAGGGAGAUCCGUUCGUCCACACCAUAGGGAGGCAGAGGGGCCCAAGCGAGCACUCGGGCACAACAGCACCACGAGCACCGAGCAUGACGACACGCACGAGGCAGAUCUUGGGGGAACAAUCAAGGUGGUGGUCACAUCGCCGCCUGACGACUCCUUUUUCAGCUCUUCUCUCACAUUUAUGGUGGCCCUGCUUCUUUUUGCUGGAGGCCUGUGUGCACUUUUGUGGUCGUGGCCCAACGGUGAGUGAGUGAGGGACCGAUCUGGGAGGCUAGGGGCCACUCACAUGCAAGUGAAACUGACGCAUGAUGUAUCUCGGUGUUCAUGAUUGUCUGCAUGCCUUGUUCAGGUGGUCUUCAUGACUUGUCAACGUCUCCGUCUUCCAUCGUCACUCGGGAGUCACCGGCCGCAGCCGUGCAAUCCGCGUGCGGCCCUCCAUACCUACACAUGCAUACAGCCGAGUGUCGACAGGACACGACGGCUGCCAUCGCAACCAAAAGUCGGCGGCUCCAGCAGAACACCACCACAGUGCCCACCCUCACCAUCAAGAACACGUCCUUCGAGCAGCUGCCGCCGCCCGAAUUCAUGCCGCGGUACGGCCUCAGCGCCCUGAGCGCGUCGCGGGCCGUCGUGGUCAUGGGCGGCUCGCUCAUCUACCACGACACCAGCCUCGACGACGUGUGGAUAACCACCGAUGGCGUCGGGCCACGCAGAUGGAAGCUGGCGCCGCAGAAGAACGAGACCAAACUCACUCGCAGAUCCUUUUUUGGUGCGGCCGUCCAUCCAAGUGCGGACGCGCCCUUCAGGUUCCUUGUCACAGGUGUGCUCAGGAAGACAGACAUGGGCCAUCACUCAAUUCCUCCCUUCUGUGUUUGUGUGGCAGGUGGUUUGGACAUCUCGGGCAUCGAAGGCGACCCCCCUUCCCGCUACCUGAAUGACGUCCUGGUGAGCCGCGACGGCACCACCUGGCGCACACUGGUCGACGAAGCGCCGUGGAAGCCACGCGAAGGCCACCAGCUGGUCGUCAUCCCGGGCCCCGAGAACUCCACGAACGCGACUUUUCUCCUGCUGGGUGGCCAGACGGCCAAGGGCAUCCAGCACGACGUGUGGCGGUCAACCAACGGCAUCGACUGGGAGCUGCUGAGCCGCCGCGCGCCGUGGAGGGGACGACGGCUGUUCCAGACCGCCGUCACGGGCUGGCCGGGCGGGAGUGAGGGCAAGAACAUGAGCGUGUAUGUCAUGGGGGGCGAGGGGCUGAGCGAGGGACACCUCAGCGACCUCUACAACGACGUGUGGAGGUCCGAUGACCUCGGUGAGGCAUAUCCAUAGAGGCACAGGCGCGCACAUGGUCUGUCUGCAUUCCUCUUGUUUUUCUAUUCAUCUGUCGCUGUGUGUAGGUGUGACGUGGUCUGAGGUGACGAAGUCGGCUUCCUGGCCUCCCCGUUAUGGCUUUGGUGGGUUGGGAUUCUUUCAUGGCGGCCUCCUGGUCAUCGGCGGGGCCACCAUCUCUGACGCAGGCAUGGACGAAUACCUCAACGACAUCUGGUGCGUACAAACGCCACGAUGACACGGAGAACACAACUGCAUCUUGUUGCCCAUUCGUGUGUGCCGACUUGUUGGUCAGGUAUUCUCCUGACGGCGGCAAGACGUGGAAAGAGCUGCUGGCGAAGGAGACCAAGCCUUUCUCGCCCUGCGCCUUCUUCGGGCUGACGAUUCGCAUCAACGAGCUGUGGCUGAUUGGCGGCAUGCACCUGGCACAGCUCGGCCAGGGCCGCGUCACCAUACCCACCAACGAGGUCUACAAGGCGACACUCAAGGCGCGAGAGACCUACCACGACGUCACCGACUGUGAGCAGUCAGCAUGGAGCGAGUGGAGCCAAUGUGACGGGCAGCGGACGCGCAACCGUACUACGAUCACGGAGGCGCGAAAUGGUGGGGAACCAUGCGGAGAUUCGGUUGAGACAGAGAACUGCACCGUCCAACGGGUGGAGACGUGCGAGGGCGACGAAUGCGCCGCGCGGACCGUCUUGUUCUCCCUCAGAGGCUGUCCAUGCAUCGAGAGGAGCUGCCAGAAGGAGGGCCUCAACAUCCCCGGUCUGGAGCGCUUCUGCAUCGUUCGGGAGGAGGACUGCGGCAAGGGCCCAUGCACGUGCGAGGGGCCCAUCCUUGGCCAGUUCUACGAUGCGUGCGUCGAAGGGGGCAUCGAGCAGGUCUUCACGAACGGUGGGUGCCGGUGCAUCAAAGAGUGCCGGAGGCGGUCAAACGACGAUAAGCCGACGUGCCCGAUCCAUCCAAGGGAGGAAUGUGCCGACCAGUCGGCAACUGGCUCGUACACAUUGCCUGAAUGCGACAGUCCCAAGUGGGAGUACCAGCUGAGACCGCCCACUUUCUGCGCGGGGGUGGAGGAGCGCCUCAGCAGCAGGAGGAAGGCUCACUGGACGCAUCUCGUGUAUAUGAACGCGGUAAGUGGGACGCACGAUGCCAUGUCAGGGGAGACGACGCUUUCGUCAUCUCGUGUGUCCGUGUGUGUGUGCUGGUAUCAUCAGGACAAUAACUUGGAGAGCUAUGCCAUGAGUGACUUAAAGGAGAUGCUUCAGAUCCCCAAGAGCGACUUCAACCUGCUGGUGCUCGUCGACCGCGCCGACCCUGAGGUGGAGGAUUCGUCUCAUAGGGCGAUCCACGAUAUGGUCAUCUGUCCAAAUGCCACCUCAGACGUCAAUGCCAGAGUGGUAUGCAUACAUACAUGCACGCACGUCCAGUCAUCUUCAUCCCGACCGAUAGAAGAGCAUGGAUGCCUCAUUCGUUCUGUACUUGGAUGGCGUCGGUUGGUUCAGGCAAGGCAGCAGUUUUCCGGGGCUUAUGAGCUACUGAUGAUUGGCGACCCGUAUGAGAACCAGAACAGUACCAGCCGGCGCCGCUGGCUUCUGAAGAGGGACUUAGAAGAAUCUAACAUGGACGACGGCCAAGUGCUCCGGGUGGGUCAGACGAGACGGCGUCAAGACAUGCCGCUUCCUUCCCAGAUGACGAUGGCCCCUUCCCGUUUGUGUGUGUGAUGUGUGCAGGAAUUCAUCGCGGGCGCCUUGAAGGAGUUCCCCGCAGAGCAUUACGCGCUCACUUUAUGGGAUCAUGGCGUCGGCCGGAAAGGGUGAAGCACCAUGGACAGCAAGGCAUGUAUCGAAGCAUGGGUGGGUGUUGUGUGUGCAGUUUCGGCGGCGAUUCUAGCCACGGCAACUGGGAUUCGCUGAUGAAUCUCUGGGCUCUAGAAACGAACAUCAGAGUAAGCCACGCUGACCGUUCUAUGCCAACGAUACUUCUUCUUUCACUGAUGGUGUCUUGUCUUCUUGCUCAGAACGGCGCUAAGGACGCGGGCAUGCCUGACGACUUUCGCUUCGACCUGCUGUCAUUCGACGCAUGCCUGAUGGCGUCUUAUGAAGUCACAACGGCCCUCGCAUCACAAGGACACUUCUUUCUCGGUCGGUGAAUACCACCCAUAUCAUGCACAGAAAGACAGCUAGUCAGAAUCAUGUCUGUUUUCAAUAUCAAUCAUGGUCCUCCUUCUGUUCUGCGUGUACGCGUCCAGGCAGCGAGACCCUCAUCAGCGGCACUGGCUGGGACUGGAAGUCGCUGAGACCCACACAGCCGAACGGCACGGCGACGCCGCCAUUGGAGUACGCCAGAAAGAUCGCCUUGGCGACGAUGGACUUGUACGUGCGCAAAGAGCGCCUGAUGACUCUCGCCAUCGUGGACCUCUACAAGAUCCUGGAGUUCCGCAAAGCCUUCGCCCAACGCCAGAGGACGCUGACCAAACGCCUGCACGAUUGCGUCGAUACGAAGGAGGUCGAUCGCAUCCGGACGGCUUACCAGAGGGCCGACGACAGCCUGCGAGGCCGCCAGGCGUCGCUAUUUAGCGGGGAGAUAGUGAAUCCGGUGGACAUGGGUAUGCUGCUGCAGUUCUUGGAGGCCGAGGUGGAGCGGGUGAUGCCUGCCGACGAGCUCGAUUCUUUUUCUUUCAAGGUACAGGAAGUAGAGUUAGUGUAGAAUGCAUGGGUGAAUGGAAAAUGUGUUCUCAGGACGCCAUCAAGAAGUACAACGAGAGCAUCGUCUACUUCAACGGCUCGGACAACUUCGGCAACAUCCCCCUGACCGGUGAGGGAGUGGGGAUAUGGGUAGGUUCAUGAAGCAAGCUGCAGUGUAGAUUGUCAUUCAUGUCUCGUGUUUGUCAGGUUUGCACGCUGAUUUGACUCUGGAAGAGCCGGUCACUUCCCGCUUGCUUGAGGCAGAUGAGCAUUCCACCAGCGAGGCGCCGGCAUCUGAUGCUCGCCAGCUGCAGGACGACGCCGCCAAAUGGGGAGCAGGCAUCGUAAGGCAGCACGUACACUCACUGGACAGAGAGACCUUUGCUAUGUCGUGUUCGUUGCUGCCUCGCUGCGCAGAGCGACGACCCGAACUGGCAGAGCACCGGCACGCCGAACGACCUGCGGGUCUUUCUCGAGCCCAUCUACGAUACCAAGCGCACCGUGUGUCGGGCGAGGAAGGGUCCACCGGAGCUCCAGCCCAAGUUUGUCAUGCUCAACUGUACGCUCUACCUCAUGAGCAGUGCGGGGCAGGAGGCCGACAGCACUGCGGCAGCGCCGCGCUACCGUGUGGAGGUCUUCAGAAACACUUCCAGCGGAGCCGCGGCAUACACGGUCAGUGAGGCAGACGGGGCCAUGAACACUACUGUCUGUGUAUCUAUCGAGCAUCCUGUCCUUCUUAUGCCGUUCAGGCCCUGAAGACGAUCAUGACCAAGCCCAAACCCGAGAAUGAUGGCAAGUUCCAGCAGGCGUUUGUGGUGACAGCGGAGCAGUCGCCUGACAAGGAUGAGCUGGCAGAUUAUGUAAUCGACCAUGUGACGGCCGAGUGGGAGGGCGAAGGCUGGAUCCUUCAUCAGAGCCUCUGGACGGAGAUGGAGAAGUUUACGAAACGGGGAGACUGCAAGGCUCCCUCAUGGAUCCGACAGUGCCCGGCGGGAUUUGGCGAUGCAGUGCCCGCACGCCCGGCCACUAAUGAGGGAAGCGACCGCACAUUCGAGCGCCAGUGCGUGUGGCUGAGUGCGCUGGCGUCCAAGCAGAGCAACGAGCAGAGCAACGGCGCCACCCGGCGAACCCUGCAGAUCCCCGCCCGCCUCUAUCGGAGCUUCACCGACUUCACUCGCCAGGUGAAGGACGCCCGUCGCGCCAGGCUGGUGAUCGACUACAACGCCAAGAGUCCCGACGAGAGCCGCCUGUCUCUCUUUGCUGCCAAUCGCUUUGGCGUCGAGGCGGAGGUGUCCUCACAGGAUUGGGGGCUGAUCGAGCCGCUGCACACGUACGUCAAUCUCACGGCGGUCGACGGGUCGGGUCGAUAUGACAUGGCCCCUGACGACGCGGAAAGCAUCCAGUCGGACGUGCCGUCGUGCUUCGCAUUCAUGUAGGCGGACGGAGAGAGGGAGAGGCAGAUGCACAUACACAAGUGCAUACAUCGGCUUACGAUGACGAGUCCCUCAUUUGUGUGGGUGCUGUGCAGGUGGGGAUCUGAUCCUGAGGCUCCUGAACGUGAGGCAGACAAAAUCGAGGUACUGCAGUGGCCGCCAGCUGGCAGCGGGACACCAGGACAGGCAGAAGAGGCCGAAGACGGAGAUUCUCGACGGGCUCUGCAAGAUACUGACGACGACAAGCGUGGUACGCACUGCUAUGGCAUGACAUAUCCGAUUAUAUACUUCACCAUCUCUCCUUCUUUCGCUCUCUCUCUCUCUCUGUGUGUGUGUGUGUAGAGCGUGUGUUGGGCAUCAAAGCCAAGGAGACCAUAGGCGCGACGCCGAAAGUGAUUGGCAGUUUUGUGGUCCUCUCAGAGGCCAACUCACAGCAGCGGCACACCAACACGGGCUGUUCGGAGUACGAGAAGGACCCGACGGCCUACUGCAAGACGUGUGACGCACUUGCUUUGCUGGGCGAGGCGGACUGCGCCAGAGAGGAGGAUACGCUUGGGUGCAGUGAUAUUUGUGCACGGUUCUGUGAGGGCAACCCAUGUGCAAGAAGGCUGGCUGGGGUGGGUGGGUGGGUGUGUCAGUGAGGGUGUGGGCGAAAGAGUUUGUCAGUGCGAGAUGCGUUGGGAGGGGCCUGGGCAGAUGACAGGUGCGUAGCAUUUGUGAUGGAUGGAGGGAUUGAUUGAUGUGAUUGUUGAGAGUUGAGUCUAUCUUUGUUGUGCCCCUUGGCUUUGUACGCAUCUUGUGAGGCGAGGGAUUGAUUCGUCGGCCCUGGUUGGUCGGAGUCCCGGACGCAGCGUGUGUGUGAGGUGUUGGAUUUAUAAUGAGUCUUGUGUUGCGCAAAGGGUAGUCUGUGUAACCACUUACAUGAAUCGAAGGACAGCAAAGGAGCCUUUCCGAGCUCAUCAUACAUUCAAUUUGUUUCUUACCGGCGCAGGUUCGGCACGCAGAUACGCUGCCUGUCGACAAGCCUGUCACCAUCAGAUCUUUCAUCAGAUCAGUUCUGCCCGAGGUCGUGCCAUCUCUCUCACGGCUACUGCAGCGCCCCAGCACCAUGUCGAUUGACCUGUACAGCAUCGGAAGUAAGCGAAUUGCACACGAAAGAGAGACCUCACCCAUGGGUCUGGGCUCCUUAUCUGCAACCUGCCAGCGCCGAAUGGGCAGAAGAUAACUGUUGCUCUCGAGGAGAUGGGCAUCCCCUACAAGGAGCACCUUGUGCACAUCGGCAAGAACGACCAGUUCAAACCGGGUACGGACGAACACCACGGCACCGCCACGCAUGCUUUACCACACCACACAUGCCUUUCGUUCUGCCUUUGAAUGGUCGGUCGCAGAGUUCCAAGGAUCAGUCCCAACAACAAGAUCCCCGCCAUCGUCGACAACGGUGCACCUGGCGGCCCUCUGUCACUCUUCGAAUCAGGUCUGUGGGCGGGUUGGCGAACUACUUACAUGCAGCCAGCGUGUUUGCACAUCGGUCGGUCGUGUGCUGCUGUGCUGCAGGCGCCAUCCUGUUGUAUCUGGCUGAGAAGAGUGGGAAGUUCAUGCCGUCCGACCUGCACAAGAAAUACGAGGUCACCCAGUGGCUCAUGUGGCAGAUGGGAGGCCUCGGUGGGCGCACAUACAUCGACACACUGACAUACAUAGCUGACAGACAGACAUAGCUAUGCACAGCGAAUGUGUCUGUUGGUGUUGGUGGUGUUGGGUGUGUAUUGUGAAGGACCGAUGUUGGGCCAGAUGGGUCACUUCUGGAAGUAAGUGUGCAACAGACAGACCCACAGACCCACAGACCCACAGACAGACAGACAGACAGAUGGAUGGAUGGAUGGAUUGAACGAUACACAUUCGUGUGCCUGCGCAGACACGCGGCCAAGAACCAGCCUGAAGAGAAACUCGCCUAUGGCCAGGAGGUGACCCGUUUGGCACACACAGACACACACACACAGUACGCUCUGACUGGCGCUUUGACUCGUCGCUGCGUCCUCCCUCCCUCCCUGUGUCCCUUUCCGGUCCGUGCAGCGUUAUUUCACCGAGGGCCAGCGGCUGUGGAAGGUGCUCGACACGCAGCUGGAGGGCAAGGAGUACGUAUGCGGUGACAUCAGGUGAGGCAAGGAAGAUGUGGGGCCGCUGCGGCAGGGGUGGUAUUCAAAUACACAUUUGUACGUGUGUGUGUGUGCCUGCAUUGCGUGUGUGCAGCAUCGCCGACUUCGCCAUCUUUCCAUGGCUCAUGUGAGUGGGUGGGUGGGGUGAUGGGGUGAUUUGAUGGGGACACACAUACUGUGUGGCUAUCUGCUGUUUGCGCGUGUGGCAUGAAGCUGCGUCGACAAGUUCUACGGCAUGGUACCUACCUACCUACAUCACACACACGCGACACUGUACACAUGGCCGCUUUGUCCAUUGCCUUCUACCUGUUGUGUGUCGCGUGUCGAUAUACAUAAUCCAUCAGGCUGACAAAUUCCUCGAGUACAAGAACGUGCAGGCAUACAUCGAGCGAAUGUGGUCCCGUCCGGCGGUCAAGAAAGGCAUGGCCGCCAUGCCCUUCCCGCACUGAAGGUGCCUCGUCCAUCAUAUCGAGGGCCAUGUGCAUUUGAUUAGCUCGUUCGGGACAAGUGAGUAGACUGUUUAUCAAGCAAGUGGAGAAGCGGAAAGACAAUAUCAUAUAUUGUCUCUGGCCGCUCUUUUGUGUGUCUUGGUCUUGGCGAGAGCUGAUUUUGCUUCGGGUGCAAGCAGGCAGGGUGGUUUGUUGUGAAGGAAUGAAGACAGCGUGCAAGAAAGGAACACCGAAUGGACUGACCUGCACGAUAAUACGCUUUCUCAUGACGCCAUGUCGUGUUUCCCUGUAUGGUGUUCUGGCGCAUUUGAGCGCAUCUUUUUGAGUGUGAUGCGUGUGGUGACUCGUCCGUCGAUCGAGAGAAUGAGUGAAUAGGCGAAUGAUUGGUC
Molecule: messenger RNA, 8658 nt
Organism: Vitrella brassicaformis
Lineage: Eukaryota; Vitrellaceae
Source: the annotation of a GenBank genome assembly